Messenger RNA from Clonostachys rhizophaga, 648 nucleotides. The record is from the annotation of a GenBank genome assembly. NCBI's taxonomy places the organism in Eukaryota, Fungi, Ascomycota, Sordariomycetes, Hypocreales, Bionectriaceae.
AUGAUGAAAGUAUUCGUACCUCUGUUUUCGACACACAAAACCGCUGAGGAAGUUGACGCGACAGAGGUCGAAGUGGCCGAAGUCACAAAGGUGGUGAGUGACGGAGUCGGAGUGAUCACAUCACUGGAGGAGACCAAAGUCGAAGACGCUUCUGGGGUGCUGGAUGGAGUGCUAGAAACCUCUGUAGUGCUAGAAACCUCUGGUGUACUGGAAAUCUCUGGUGUACUGGAAGCCGCUGGGGUACCCGAAGCCUCUGGAGUGCUGGAAGCCUCUGGAGUAGUAGACGCCUCUGGAGUGCUGGACGAUUCCGGGGUGGAAGACGAGGGUGGAGUGGUCAAUGACAGCAAGGUAGAAGACGCUGGUGUAGGAGUGAGGGAAGGGGUGAAGACAGGAGUAGUCGAGACAUCCGAGAGAACUGAAGAUGGCGAAGAUGGCGAGGCCACAGAGGAUCGGCUGACGCACCUUGCCGCGGCACCACCCAAAAGGGAGCCUAAAACGAGGGCGGGUCGAAGGAGCAUAAUGGAUUUGAUUCGUAGUGGUAUUAAAGAGCGUCGAGAAAUGAGUGUUGGUGAAGUAACGAACGUCGGUCGAGAAUUCGACUUUCAGGAGGGAGAAUAUCACUUCUUGAGGACCAAAAAUGAGCGAUAG